Molecule: messenger RNA, 3690 nt
Organism: Acipenser ruthenus (sterlet)
Lineage: Eukaryota; Metazoa; Chordata; Actinopteri; Acipenseriformes; Acipenseridae
Product: ADP-ribosylation factor-like protein 5A
Exons: 6
Coding region: 414-953 (179 amino acids)
Biological process (GO): intracellular protein transport; protein localization to Golgi membrane; vesicle-mediated transport
Cellular component (GO): cytoplasm; trans-Golgi network
Molecular function (GO): GTP binding; GTPase activity
Source: RefSeq, a predicted model, not a curated record
UACACAUGACUAGUGCGCAUGUCUGUGUCGUUGACGUUAAAUCUGCCAGCCUCAGUGACACUGCAUCAGAGCCGCCGUGUUUGUAUAGCCAGGGUGAAAGGGUAGCUGGAAGUGGAAUCUGACGGGUCUAUUUUCAAAUUCAUUUAUUCAGUCUAUAACUUCAAACACGGUAGACAUGGUCCAGGAUAAAUAGUCGAAGAGUCGGAGUUUUCUAUGGCGGUUAUGUCAUACACAAACGCCUUUGUGUUCAGUUUCCAGUGUGCUGUAAAAUAGUGCCAGGUUGUCAGUUUCGCCAGGUACUGGUCGCAUUGACAGAGCUGGCAGUAUUAGUGUACGGACUGCCACAGUACACAGCGUUAGCUAUUUCACGUUGGCCGAGGCUGUGGCUGCUGCUGCAGGCCCUACAAUCAGAUAUGGGAAUCCUCUUCACCAAACUAUGGAGGCUGUUUAACCAUCAAGAGCACAAAGUCAUUAUUGUGGGUUUGGAUAAUGCUGGGAAGACGACAAUUCUCUAUCAGUUUUCAAUGAAUGAAGUGGUACACACGUCCCCGACCAUAGGCAGUAAUGUCGAAGAGAUUGUAGUCAAUAAUACACAUUUCUUAAUGUGGGACAUUGGAGGCCAGGAGUCUCUGCGAUCCUCUUGGAAUACCUACUAUACAAACACAGAGUUUGUAAUUGUUGUCGUGGACAGCACAGACAGAGAGAGGAUUUCCGUAACAAGAGAUGAACUCUACAGAAUGUUAGCACACGAGGAUCUUAAAAAAGCAGGGUUGCUGAUAUUUGCAAACAAACAGGAUGUCAAAGGCUGCAUGUCAGUAGCUGAAAUCUCCCAGUACCUGAAGCUGACCUCUGUUAAGGAUCACCAGUGGCACAUUCAGGCUUGUUGUGCCCUUACUGGAGAAGGGCUUUGUCAAGGACUGGAAUGGAUGAUGUCUAGACUUCGAGUCAGAUGACCUCAACCGACCCCGUAGAUGGACGAUUUCCUCUCUGUUGCUUGCCUUUCUGUGAAGGCUUCAAUGAACCCCAGUGGGUCUGACGGUUAUUUAUUAUACAGACUAAAUGAACGUGCCCCUCUUCAGAACCGUGAACGACAUUUUUUUUUAACAGAACAAGACACGUUCUUUUCAAGUUGUUUUUAUUUCUCUCCUUACAAAGAUGGAAAUGAACACUAGGACUGUGUAAACUGUGUAUCCAAGUUUAAUUCAGCUCAGGGUAGACCUAGCAUUUGGGAAGUAUUAUAGAAGAACAAUAAUUAUUGCCCUGUCUUUACAGUAUUUAGCAUUACUUUGUGCCUGCCUCAUAACCCUUCAAAGAUGCUGAAAGAAGCUGGUCUUGUAGAAUAUCAUUAAAUAAAGCCCUUUUACCUAUCAAAGAUGUGCAGACAGUUCUGUGAGACCAAGGGAGGGAACAUAAUGUAACUGAACAAUGGACAGUAUACUCUACUGUGGCAUCCAACCACAGGGUUUUGUAUGUAUUUUUAAGAACAGUACUGUGCUGUUUCAUGUCACUAUAUUCUUUGAUUUCAGAGGGAUGGGAGAAUAAGUAUUGUGACCUGGACUCUCAAUCUCAAAUGUUAACUCUUUUAUCUGCUGCAGUAACCACGGUGUUGUAUUUUUUUUUUAGUUAUAUUUAUGUAAUGCUAUGGUGUCCCUGUUUUGUUGUCAAUAAUAACUCCUGAGUAUUGCCAUGUGUAAUGUGCAGCAUCAAAAAUAAAUAGGCCUUGUUGUUUUGAAUGACCAGCAUUGUAGUUAAAGAGGUGUCUUCCUCUUUUUUUGGGGGGUACUUUCCAGGAUCGAAGUCACUAACUUUAAAGCUUUGUUCUUUUCCCCCUUUAUUUUCUUUGCGUACCUGGUUGUAUUGAGCCUGGAAUGCCAUGACAGCGAGCAGACUGCGGGUGGGCAGUGGGCAGACUUAUCCCCAACAAUGUGUACUGUACAUUGAUACAUGGUUUACAUGUGGAGCUUUUACAUCUGUUGUGAUUAAACUUUAAAACCAAAUCCUUUACCCGUGUUCCAGUAAUUUGGUCUGUAGCUCUACGGUAAAUCUAAAGCAAGGAUACUUUAAACUUUCAAUGGAUCUAUCAGAUGGACUUAAAAUGCCAUUGAGUGAUUGCCUUUGGUUUUCCACACUCUUGGGUUAUGUGCAGGAUCCUCAUAUGUUUCUAGUGAAUUUGAAACCUAAAUGAAAAGAAAGGUUUAUCUAAGAAGGUCUAGGGAAUAUUAUUGCAGAAGUGAGGCUGAGCUAUAAUGGGUGUUUUUGAUUUAAUGGCAAUGCUUCAGACUGAGUGGUGUUUUUUUUUUUCUGACACGGACUAUCCAACAUGAGACUGUCAUGUUAAAAUGAUUUGAUUAUACUUGAAUUAAAGCCCAUGAGCACUUUGACCCUAUAGGUCCCGCAGUGGCCGCUAGCAUCUUUCUUAAAUUCUUAGCAUGCCUGCAUACAGAUGCCCAUAUCCUUUUCUUGUUAACAAGCGCAGCUUUGCUAUUGUAGACCACCAGGCACAGGAAAAGAGCACUCCAGGAAGGGUUAAUAAUUCAUUGCAUACUGUGUUAGGAUAGGGUUUUUUAUUGUAUUUUUUAGAAUGAAACAUCACAGUUGGUUAUCAUUUCAUUAAACUGCAAGAGUUUGCUUUUUUUGUGGCUGUUGACUGUUGCUUAAAAUCAACUGCAAAGAGAGGGUUACAAAAAAACCUUUCUGAAAACCAAGGACAAUCUUUAAUUGAACUCUUCAAAGCAGUAUUCAAUAAGACUCUUUUGACUAAUAGAAUAAUGUGACGCAGGUGUAGUGGCGGUACAAGUAUAUCCGCACCUGUGUCACACUUAAAUUUCAGCUGUUUACUUUAGUCAUAUAUAUAUAUAUAUAUAUAUAUAUAUAUAUAAUUUUUUUUUUUAAUUUAGUAGUCACUAAUUAUUUUUUUAUUAUUUUCUCCCAAUUUAGAAUAUCCAAUUAUUAUUUAAGCUCAGUUUACCACUACCACCCUUGCGCUGACUCGGGAGCGGCGAAGACAAACACACACUGUCCUCCAAAGCGUGUGCCGUCAGCCGACUGCUUCUUUUCACACUGCAGACUCACCAUGCAGCCACCUCGGAGCCACAGCUUCAGAGGACAACGCAGCUCUGGGCAGCUUACAGGCAAGCCUGCAGGCGCCUGGCCAGACUACAGGAGUCGCUGGUGUGUGGUAAGCUAAGGACACCCUGGCUGACCUAAACUGCUCUGUCAAUUGUGUGCCGCCCCCUGGGAACUCCCGUCCAUGGUCGGCAAUGGAAUAGCUUGGACUCGAACCGGCGAUGUCCAGGCUAUAGGGUGCAUUAUGUGGACAGAACAAAUUCAGAAUCUAUUAUGUUACUUUGAGCUAACUUUGCAUGAGGUCUGACCUGUGGUAAAGUAGGUUGGGCAGAUGAAGGCUAUAUCUUCAGAAAUGCUCAUUUGUUACAGGAAGUUAUUCCACAUUCUGUGAAUGUAGGUCUUUGUGAGCUACUUUUUCACAUUACUGAUGCAUAAUUGACUAAGCUAUCGGAUGCUAUUUGUGAAUUGCUUGUAUAGUUUGCAUUACUCUGUGCAUGAUUUGUUUAUUGUGAGAUUCAGUUCCACAUACGGUGGAUGUAUAUUUUAUGUGAUUUCCUGUGUAGCAAAAAUGAUUAAAUCAGAGUUUAAUUUGUGUAGACAUGCAUUAAAACAAAUGAAAAGUUG